Messenger RNA from Zingiber officinale, 1066 nucleotides. RefSeq names its product protein RETICULATA-RELATED 1, chloroplastic-like. Gene Ontology annotation, biological process: plant organ development. Lineage: Eukaryota; Viridiplantae; Streptophyta; Magnoliopsida; Zingiberales; Zingiberaceae. The transcript has 2 exons. Bases 649 to 966 code for a protein of 105 amino acids. Gene Ontology annotation, cellular component: chloroplast inner membrane. The record is from RefSeq and is a predicted model, not a curated record.
AUGCAUUUUGAGCAUGGGAUUUAAAACAGAGAUAGACUACCUUAUUCCACUGUCUUCUUCGAAGGUGGUGGAAAUUGCUUAGAGAUGCUAGAACUACAUUUUCAUGUAAAGCUCAUCUUCCAACAAGGUAAAUUCAUUUCUCUAGCAUAUCAGCAAGAUUUGCCUGCAAAAUCUUGAAAUUUUGUUACACUUCACCCUCUCACACUUAUCCAUUCAGAAACUUUGAUCUUUAUAUUUAUAUGUAUAGUGUUGUCGAGCUCCAUUCUAUUUUAGUUUUCAUAGAAUUGUCUCUCAAUAAAGUGGAAACAUCGCAUUUGAUCUAAUGCGACAUGCAACUGAACUUGUCCAUUAUUCAUUUUUUUCCGAAUUUAGGUGCUACUUGCUAGAUAGUGGCACAAGCAUCAUCCCUGUUUCUAUGCUUUUCUGAACUUGUAGUAUUUUGACGUGCCUUAUGACAUAUAUUUGCACAUCUGAAUUUACAUAAAUAUGAUAUGACUGACUUGGCACAGAAUAUGCUAAUGUUCUAGACAAAUUUCAUUGUCUGCAAAAGGGAGAUGUUUUUAUAUGUUCUGAUUAUUAAUCUGUUCUCCUCCGUGAUGUAGAAUCAAGCAAGAAUGGCAAUUGGCACUUGUCAAUGUCCUUACUGCAAUGACUUGUAAUGGAAUAAUUGUUUGGUCCCUUGCACCUUGUCGUUCAUAUGGGAAUACAUUCCGCUUUGACUUGGAAAAUACAAUUCAGAAACUUCCCAAUAAUAUUUUUGAGAAUAGCUAUCCUAUGAGAGAAUUUGACUUGCAGAAGAGAAUUUACUCUUUCUUCUACAAAGCAGCAGAAUUUUCUUUACUGGGACUAGCUGCAGGGACAAUUCAAGGUGCUAUAACAAAAGAUUUUGCUGCCAAGAAGGAGGGAAGGUUAUCAGUGACAAUUCCUUCUGCAAGUAGCAAUGCUCUUGGUUAUGGUGCUUUUUAGGAUUAUAUGCAAACAUGCGCUAUCAACUUUUAAAUGGGAUUGAUAGAACUAUGCUCAACCACUUCGAUGUUCUUGGAGUUGCAAUCUUCUUUAGUACAAC